GUCAGCGUCGCGCCGUGCGCGCCGUCCGCCUCCGCUGCUCGGCGCCCUUAUUUCGGCUGCGAGGGGCGGGCGCGCGCGUAAAGGCAUAGAGACGGGCGCUGAGCUCUUGGGCUAGAGCGUCGCCGAAUCGGAGCCGGAGCCCGAGCCGCGCGCUGUGUCUCCGCUGCGUCCGCCGAGGCCCCCGAGUGUCAGGGACAAAAGCCGCCGCCGCGCCGCCUGCUUCCGUCGCCGGGGCUCAUCCGCUGCCGCCGCCACCGUGAGGAGAGUCCGCCGCCGUCGCCACCCGUGAGGAUCCGAGAGCCAUGUCGGCCAGCAGCCUCUUGGAGCAGAGACCAAAAGGUCAAGGAAACAAAGUACAAAAUGGAUCUGUACAUCAAAAGGAUGGAUUAAAUGAUGAUGAUUUUGAACCUUACUUGAGUCCACAGGCAAGGCCCAAUAAUGCAUAUACUGCCAUGUCAGAUUCCUACUUACCCAGUUACUACAGUCCCUCCAUUGGCUUCUCCUAUUCUUUGGGUGAAGCUGCUUGGUCUACCGGGGGUGACACAGCCAUGCCCUAUCUAACUUCUUAUGGACAGCUGAGCAACGGAGAGCCUCACUUCCUACCAGAUGCAAUGUUCGGACAACCAGGAGCCCUGGGUAGCACUCCAUUUCUUGGUCAGCAUGGUUUUAACUUCUUUCCCAGUGGGAUUGACUUCUCAGCUUGGGGAAAUAACAGUUCUCAGGGACAGUCUACUCAGAGCUCUGGAUAUAGUAGCAAUUAUGCUUAUGCACCUAGCUCCUUAGGUGGAGCCAUGAUUGAUGGACAGUCAGCUUUUGCCAGUGAGACCCUCAAUAAGGCUCCUGGCAUGAAUACUAUAGACCAGGGGAUGGCAGCCCUGAAGUUGGGUAGCACAGAAGUUGCAAGCAAUGUUCCAAAAGUUGUAGGCUCUGCUGUUGGUAGCGGGUCCAUUACUAGUAACAUCGUGGCUUCCAAUAGUUUGCCUCCAGCUACCAUUGCUCCUCCAAAACCAGCAUCUUGGGCUGAUAUUGCUAGCAAGCCUGCGAAACAGCAACCCAAGUUGAAGACCAAGAAUGGCAUUGCAGGGUCAAGUCUUCCACCACCUCCAAUAAAACAUAACAUGGAUAUUGGAACUUGGGAUAACAAGGGUCCUGUGGCAAAAACCCCCUCACAGGCUUUGGUUCAGAACAUAGGUCAGCAGCCAACCCAGGGAUCUCCGCAGCCUGUAGGUCAGCAGGCUAACAAUAGCCCACCAGUGGCUCAGGCAUCAGUAGGGCAACAGACACAGCCAUUGCCCCCCCCACCACCACAGCCUGCCCAGCUCUCAGUGCAGCAACAGGCAGCUCAGCCAACCCGCUGGGUAGCACCUCGGAACCGUGGCAGUGGGUUCGGUCAUAAUGGGGUGGAUGGUAAUGGAGUAGGACAGUCUCAGGCUGGAUCUGGAUCUGCUCCUUCAGAACCUCACCCAGUGUUGGAGAAGCUGCGGUCCAUUAAUAACUAUAACCCCAAGGAUUUUGACUGGAAUCUGAAACAUGGCCGGGUUUUCAUCAUUAAGAGCUACUCUGAGGACGAUAUCCACCGUUCCAUUAAGUAUAAUAUCUGGUGCAGCACAGAGCAUGGGAACAAGAGACUGGAUGCUGCUUAUCGCUCCAUGAACGGGAAGGGCCCCGUUUACUUACUUUUCAGUGUCAACGGCAGUGGACACUUCUGUGGCGUUGCAGAAAUGAAAUCUGCUGUGGACUACAACACAUGUGCAGGUGUGUGGUCCCAGGACAAAUGGAAGGGUCGUUUUGAUGUCAGGUGGAUUUUUGUGAAGGACGUUCCCAAUAGCCAGUUGCGACACAUUCGCCUAGAGAACAACGAGAAUAAACCAGUGACCAACUCCAGGGACACUCAGGAAGUGCCUCUGGAAAAGGCUAAGCAGGUGUUGAAAAUCAUAGCCAGCUACAAGCACACCACUUCCAUUUUUGAUGACUUCUCACACUAUGAGAAACGCCAAGAGGAAGAAGAAAGUCUUAAAAAGAACGUCAAGGUCGUGGGAAAUAAGAGGCAGUUCUGCACAGACUGCAGCAACGGUUGCAUCUGCAUAUCCUAAGAGGAAAAAAAUUGACCUUCAAGAGAAUUAGGACUUUUUUCUUAAUUUCAUUGACUUCAGAGACGAUUGCAGACUUGCAGUUUAAGUAUUGGAAUUUCACAAAAGACAUAGGACUUAACUGGAAAAUGAAAAAAAAAAGAAAAAGAAAAAACUAAACAAAAAAUCCCUCUAGGUAGUUUAGGUGAAAAAUGUCCCUUUUAUUUUGGCUUUGGUUGUGAUUUCAGAGCAUAAUGCUUUGUUUUUUUGUCUUUUUACUAUGUUUUUCGGAUUUUAAAGUCCGUAAGUGCAUACAGUUUUCUCUAAUUUUUAAACCCUUUCCUCCCCCCAUUUUGGCAUUUGCACUUGGAGAACACUUGAGUUUUGAAGGUUUUGGGCAUCCACCCCAGAAAGUGGGAAUUUGUUUUUUCCCUUCCGAACUGGAAGAACAUUUUUAUGAAGAAUUUUUGUCUUGGAGAAUUUAACAGUGUUACCCAAGGUUGUGUCUUUAAGGGUGGUUCAUUUUCUCUGACCCUUUGUUAUUCAAAGUAAAAUACUAGGAGUCCUAAGAAAUGUUCUGUUCUUGUACAUUAUACUGAUUAAGUCAGGAUUAAUUUGAUUUCAAAGCUAAGAACAGUGGUAAAAACUUGUUUACAGAAAUGCAUUUUGGAAGAGAAAAAUAUUGUAAAACGUGUAGUGAAUGUUUCUUCAGUUUCUUGUUCAGCCAAUGAGGAAAGGGCAUUGCCUUUCUUUUUACCAUUAAUCACUUCUCAAUAAACAUGAGAUCCUGUUGAGCAUCA
Molecule: messenger RNA, 2869 nt
Organism: Balaenoptera acutorostrata (minke whale)
Lineage: Eukaryota; Metazoa; Chordata; Mammalia; Artiodactyla; Balaenopteridae
Gene: YTHDF2
Product: YTH N6-methyladenosine RNA binding protein F2
Exons: 6
Coding region: 303-2093 (596 amino acids)
Biological process (GO): mRNA destabilization
Cellular component (GO): cytoplasm
Molecular function (GO): mRNA binding; N6-methyladenosine-containing RNA reader activity
Source: RefSeq, a predicted model, not a curated record